Messenger RNA from Pungitius pungitius (ninespine stickleback), 1963 nucleotides. It is a transcript of the gene gmpr, whose product is annotated as guanosine monophosphate reductase. Gene Ontology annotation, biological process: nucleotide metabolic process. Bases 269 to 1309 code for a protein of 346 amino acids. Gene Ontology annotation, molecular function: GMP reductase activity. The record is from RefSeq and is a predicted model, not a curated record. The transcript is spliced from 9 exons. Gene Ontology annotation, cellular component: GMP reductase complex. Lineage: Eukaryota; Metazoa; Chordata; Actinopteri; Perciformes; Gasterosteidae.
GAGAGAGAGAGAGCACUGGUAGAGUGGAGGGAGAAAGAGAGCGAGAGGCAUAGAAAGGGGAAGAGAGUCCAGGCCCAAAUAAAGCCAUGGGGGCUGGGGCUGGGCUGGGCCCCCCUUUGCUAUAAAUACACUGGCCGCCUGGAGGUUCGGGUUCUGUGGUUGGAGCUCAGGACCAGCGGCCACCACUGCUGCAGCAGCCCUCCUCCGGAAAGUGUUCUCCGUGUUCUCAUCAUCAUCAUCAUCAUCAUCGCCGUUCCAGGCCGCAAAGAUGCCUCGCGUGGACUCUGACCUCAAGCUGGACUUUAAGGAUGUCCUCUUCCGACCCAAGAGGAGCAGCCUGAAGAGUCGCUCGGAGGUGGACCUUCAGAGGACCUUCACGUUCCGCAACUCCAAGCAGACUUACACCGGCAUCCCCAUCAUCGCUGCCAACAUGGACACCACGGGGACCUUUGAGAUGGCCCGGGUGCUCAGCAAACACACUCUCUUCACAGCCAUCCACAAACAUUACUCUACAGAGGACUGGAAAGACUUUGCUGCUACUCACCCAGAAUGCCUGGAGCACAUGGCCGUCAGCUCGGGGAGCGCCGCUGCAGAUCUGGAGAGGCUGUGCGCCGUUUUGGACGCCGUCCCCGCCCUUAAGUACAUCUGCCUGGACGUGGCCAACGGCUACUCCGAGUACUUUGUGGAAUGUGUCAAGACGGUCAGGGGAAAGUUUCCCAGGCACACCAUCAUGGCCGGUAACGUGGUGACGGGCGAGAUGGUGGAGGAGCUCAUCCUCGCCGGUGCUGACAUCAUCAAAGUGGGCAUCGGGCCAGGGUCCGUGUGCACCACGAGGAUCAAGACAGGAGUGGGCUACCCACAACUCAGCGCGGUCAUAGAGUGUGCAGACUCCGCCCAUGGACUCAAAGGACACAUUAUCUCUGACGGUGGCUGUAGUUGCCCCGGAGAUGUGGCUAAGGCCUUCGGUGCAGGUGCCGACUUUGUGAUGAUGGGGGGAAUGCUCGCAGGCCACGACCAGUGCACCGGAGAGCUCACCGAGAAGAACGGCAAGAAAUACAAGCUCUUCUAUGGCAUGAGCUCCGACACGGCCAUGAAGAAAUACGUGGGUGGGGUUGCUGAGUACCGGGCGUCUGAGGGACGUACCGUGGAGGUCCCUUAUAGAGGAGACGUGGAGAACACCGUCCGCGACGUGCUGGGAGGCCUCCGCUCCACCUGCACCUACGUGGGCGCCGCCAAACUCAAAGAGCUGGGCAGGAGGACCACCUUCAUACGCGUCACACAACAGUCCAGCCAAAUGUUCACUGCGUAGGACACAGACAAACAUGCAUACAUACACACGCGUGGAAGAACAUGCAUUGUCCAUGUAUUAUGUUACCAAUAGUAGGACAGAGGUGGAAAGGAGAAGGACACACACUCACACCCCAAACUGUAUAAACAGAGGGGAUAUUUUUUAAAUUUACAGUUGGUAAUACAAAAAAAGAAUGACCGAGAAGAUAAACCCAUCGCAUGUAAAGACACUCAGCAGACGGAGGCUAAUACUUGUGCUGAGAUCCUUCUGGGAUUCUGUUCUACUCAACUGUACGGUGGAAAGAACGUGCAAAAUCAAUAUGCAGGAUCCAGAGGCGUCAGCCGCUAAGAGCCACUGGAGAAACCAUGACGCAGGCAGGAGCUUUCCUCCUCAGUGGUGCUGAUCAUUUACACAACACAACAUAAUAAAGUGUGUGCAUGUGUUAUUGUUGUGCAAGAAAGAUUGAUAAGGACUUCUGAAUGUAUGCAUCAGAAACGUGACAUUAUUACACAUAGAAAAGUGUACUUCAGGGAAAAGCCCCGUAAAGAGACAUUAAAACACUGUUUAAAGUCAAUUCGAAUAUACAGUACGUGGGAAAGAAAGCAUGUAAGACUGUUUUAUUGUUAGUGCAAAGAUAGAAGAUGGUGGAAAUAAACUGAAAUUAUUAGAAAACCA